Messenger RNA from Pseudomassariella vexata, 1383 nucleotides. RefSeq names its product transferase family-domain-containing protein. The transcript is spliced from 2 exons. Lineage: Eukaryota; Fungi; Ascomycota; Sordariomycetes; Amphisphaeriales; Pseudomassariaceae. The record is from RefSeq and is a predicted model, not a curated record. The coding region runs from base 1 to 1383 and encodes 460 amino acids.
AUGCCUCCCAAAUCAAAUUACCUCUCCCCUCUCGACUGGCUUAUGCCAAACACCUACAUCCGCCAGAUCCUCUGUUUCCCGUCUACCCACCCAGACAUCCCCCGAAUACUACAGAAUGCCCUCCCCGGUCUCGUGGCCGACGUGCAGUACCUGCUAUCAGGCGUCGUCCGCAACGGUAGCCCAACAGGCUCUGUCUCCCUAAGCGAUGCGUAUCAAACCCCAGACGACCUCCUGUCGUGGCAAGAUCUCUCGUCAUCUUUGGAUUACCCCACGCUGAAGAGAGCAAACUUCUCACCCGGAGCAUUGACGUCAGCUGAGAUACUCCCUCAGGAUACGCAACCGCCCUUGUCGAAUCCGGCUCCCGUCUUCAGGGCCCAGUUGAGCUUGAUUCGGGAGGGAUUCUUGCUUUGUGUCGCAGUUCACCACAGAACGACGGAUGUCACUGGAUUUGGGGCUCUGUUCAAGAUGUGGGCAUCACAUUGUCGGACGGGCGGGUCGGAGCCGGUGGGGUUUGAUGGGAAGUGGUUGGACCGGAGGGCGCUGUUUGACCUUGAAUCAGUUGUUGGGGAAACGCCGUCCGGGACUUUGCCGAAUUUACUGUCGCCACGGGAGCUUGCGGUCAAGGUUUCGAAGCUGGAAGACGCCAAUCGAAGCCCCGUCGAGUUCAAAACUAGUAUAUUCUUCUUCCCGGACGCUACGUUGAAGGAACUGAAGGGCGCGGUGAACCGUCAUAUCACGACACUCGAGACACAAACGGACGUAACCUGGGUGUCCUCAAGCGAUGUUCUGACGGCCAUCCUAUGGAGCGCCAUCAUCCGGGCAGAAACUCCUCCUCCGGGUACUUACAGCCCCGGGGACACGUCAACAAUAGGCGUCCCGGUCAACUUCUGCUCCCGUUACAACCCGCCGCUACCGAAGGACUACGUCGGCGCCGCAUUUUUUAUGACGUCCGCCACAGCAUCGUGGGACGACUUGAUUUCCCUCUCAAACCCCACUACGUCUUCUCAAACCCCAAACGCGGUUCUCCUGGAUCACAAAUCAUUAUGUAAAUUGUCAACAAUCGCCAUCGCAGUCCGAGCCGCCCUCGGUCGAGUCCACGAGAAAGCGGUUCAGAAUGCAUUGUCGUACGUAGCAUCCCAAUCAGAUAUCAGCUCGAUCAAGCUGGGUCCGCCGCAUGACGGGGUUUCCCUUGUUUCGUGGGCCGAUGAGGGGGUGUACGACCUUCAGUGGGGCACGGGAGUGGGACGGUGCGAGGCGGUGCGGAUACCAGCUUGGAGGGGGAGGAGGUAUCCGGUUGUGCUGCCGCGAGUACCGGGUACUGAGGCUAGUGAGGAGCCAACCAUAUACUAUCGAGGCCAAAUUUUCUACAAAUGGCAAUCUUGA